This is a messenger RNA of Gambusia affinis (western mosquitofish), 2182 nucleotides long. RefSeq names its product lysophosphatidic acid receptor 6-like. Gene Ontology annotation, cellular component: membrane. The record is from RefSeq and is a predicted model, not a curated record. The transcript has a single exon. Lineage: Eukaryota; Metazoa; Chordata; Actinopteri; Cyprinodontiformes; Poeciliidae. Bases 131 to 985 code for a protein of 284 amino acids. Gene Ontology annotation, biological process: positive regulation of Rho protein signal transduction; phospholipase C-activating G protein-coupled receptor signaling pathway. Gene Ontology annotation, molecular function: lysophosphatidic acid receptor activity.
UUGGCGGUGUGCUGAAACAAGCCUUUUGUGGUUUGUGCCACAGCUACGCUCUCGUGCAUUUCUGUUUUUCAUUCAGAAGCCAAACCUCUUCAUCAGCAAGAGCAAGAGAGCAAAUGGAACAGAGCAAGACAUGAGGAACCUUGUGUAUGCGAUUAUUUAUGGAACCAUUAUUGCUCUUGGUUUGCCACUCAAUAUUUUAUCUCUGUGGAUUCUGCUUCGUCAUCAUGGACGAAAGUCGCCCAGCGCCGUCUUCAUGGGCAACCUGGUGAUAUCAGACCUGCUGCUCAUCCUCUCUCUGUCCAUGAGGGUCUACUUUUAUGCUGUGGACAGCUGGCAUCUGGGUGUGAUGUGGUGCGUCUGGUUCACCAUGCUCUUUCGUAACAACGUCCGCACGAGCGCCAUCUUCAUCACCUUUAUUAGUGUGGACCGGCUGCUGGCUGUGGUUUAUCCGUUGAGGUCGAGGCUUAUUCGGACACCAGUCAACGCCGUGAAGGGCUCUAUUUUUGUCUGGGUGAUUGUAGUGUUGGUGAAUAUCCCAGAGAGUGUGGGCUUUCUGAGAAGUUUUGAGAAUCAAACAUGUUUUGAUUCUGACACAGCAAAUAUGACUCAAACCAGCAGAAGAAAGGACGAGAUACUGGAACUCACAAUUGGCUAUUUCCAGCUUGUGUUACUGCUGACCAUGCUGGCAGUUAACAUCAUCUCCACAGUUAUGGUGUCCUGUACUCUCCAAAGACAUCUAAGUGAGUCUGCUAAGAUCAAUAACAAACUGAACGUCAUGCUGAUUUUUGCCAUGAACCUGAUGAUGUUCAUCGUUUUCUUUUUGCCGGUGUCUUUGGUUGUGUUCUUUGAUCACCUGAAGCCCGUUCUGAACUGCGUUGCAAGUGUGAAUUGCUGCCUGGACCCUCUGUUGUAUUACUUUUCUUUUGACGGGUUCUGGAAAAGGAAGGAGGAUGUGGAAACAUCUCUUGCGAGUCGCGCAACAUGAACAGACUGACACAAACGUGGCAGAGAUAAGAUUAAAUCUUUUUUUUUCUUUUUUUACAACAAAUUAUGCUUGUAUCAGUGUGUUUCUUGUUCUAUCUAGUAAAAAUAUAUAUUAAAAAAUUGAACCAGAAAAUUUUUUGGUUGACUUUUGAAAUUUUAAUUUUUUUUUAAAUAAGAUUACUAGAUUGCUACAUUACUUGAAUAAACUCAUAAAAUUAAUUUAAGUUUUAUUGCUAAUUUCACAUUAAACUAAGUAGCUGCUAUUUUCUAGAAAGUUGUCAAGGAAUGCAUUAAUUUGUUCUAAAGAGCAUCUUUAAAGGUGAAAUUAAUUGAAAUCGUAUUUGCAAAUAGAAAUUUGGUAUAACCUGACAUCACAGCCUCAGAUUGACGUUUUAUCAUGAUUUUAUCUGAUGUUGUAAAGAGUUAUGAGGCAACAGGAAAUUAUGUUUUACAAAUGAAAAGGGUGCCGUUUUUUGUAUCCUGUCGAUUUUAGUCUGACAAUCUCAAUUAAAAUCCUGAGCAAUAACCUACCUUUAGAAGUCGCCUGACUAGUUAAUGAAGACAAUAAAUAGAGAAAUACAGAAGAACACAACAAUUAGAUCAGAAUAAACAUUUUGCAAAUUUUCCUGAAUAAAACUUCUUAAAAAUUGAUGCGCAUUUGUUGUGCAGAAGGAAAAUGCAAGCCACAUUUUUCUGAUUUUUUAUUUAUUUCUUAAUAUUGAACAUCUUAUAUCUUUUUCCUCCUACUUUUGGACUAUCACAUGAGAUACCUAUAAAAUACUUUAAACUGUGCAAUUGCAACCUGACAAAUCUUAAAUGUUCAUAAGCUAUGAAUACUUUGCCACGGCACUGCAUGUUACAGAAAAAAUUUAAUGUAAGGUCUAUGUUUGUUGCCGUGAUGAGUUAUUCUUGCCCAUCAGAAAGUUACACUUGUCUUUUUUAAGAAUUGCUUCUAUUUCUUUAUCCUCCCUGGUCCUUCUUUUUAAAUGUGUCACUUGAAAAAUAAAGCAAACCACAGCAAACAUAAGAACAUAACAUCUUUGUUUCCCGCUUCUGCCCUCAUAACUGCAUUUAGAGUUUUCAUUUUGAGCACAUGAGAUGUGUUGCUUUGGAAUAAGAUGCAGAAUUUGUAUGCAUAAAAUGUUGCCUCUUGUAAAUAAAGUAAGGUCGUCGGUCCAUAAGGCUGCGGCUGGCCAGA